CCCUCCUCCUCACCACCACCACCACCAUAUAUUCCCUUGCACACACACGCAGUCAGGGCAGGCAGAAGCAGGAGGAAGACGAAGAGGAAUAUAUCUGAGUAGUGGAGUCCAAGGAAAGGAACCAACUGACCUUAGCUUAGCUUACCUUAGCUCAACCCCAAGCUUGAAGCUUCCACUAUAAGAACUCACCCAGCCACACGGCUACUUGGACGACGAAGCAGCAGCAGCAGCAGUAAACAGCAUCGCUCGCUCGUCUUCGUCGUCGUCGAUCGGCUCCGGUGAGGGUGAUCGGUCGCCGGCAGAGGCUUCUGAUGCUGGAGAGGCCGCCGAUCCUGAAGAGAUACCGCGCACCGGGGUGGGCAGUGGUGGCUCGCUGGAAAUGUCGUCGCAGCAGCAGCACGCCGGUGAGGCCCCCGCCUCCGCCGCCGCCGCUGCCCGGGCGCGGCUCAGGUGGACCGGGCAGCUGCACGAGCGGUUCGUCCUCGCCGUGGCGGAGCUCGGCGGCGCGGACAGGGCGACGCCCAAGUCCGUGCUGAGGGCCAUGGCCGUGCCGGGGCUCACCUUGUACCACCUCAAGAGCCACCUCCAGAAGUACCGGCAGGCGGUGAGCCGCGGCGGCAAUGGAGGCGGCGGAGGCAGCGGCAGCCUGAACGACCGGUCAUCCUCGUCGGAGCGCCAACCAGCCGACCACGACGGCGAUAGCGCCGCCGAUGAGCCGCGCACCAUUGCUUACGACGGCGACAGCGAUGGCGAUGCUAAAGAAGGUCUCCGUGAUUCAUCCAGGAGCAUGGUGCAGAUGCAGAGGGAAGUCCAGAGGAAGCUCCAGGAGCAGAUUGAGGUCAAGAGGCAUCUGCAACUGAGGAUGGAGGCACAGGGGAGGUACCUGCAGUCAGUGCUACGCAGGGCGCAGCAAGUCCUGGCCGACCAUAGCCUGGCAAGCUCGCCGGAGGCCGCCACGGCGGAGCUCUCGGAGCUCGCCUCCGCCGUGGACAUCGAGUGCAUGUCCUCCUCCUCCCCGCCGCGGCACCACCGCCAAUCCGCCGCAACCGACAGCUGCGUGACUACGACGUCGUCGUCGGAGGCCGAGAGCAAGGCCGCCGGGUCCAAGCGGCUCCACACCAGCGAUUGCACCGUCGAGCAGCCGGUGCAGGGCAAGAGGGCCUUCAACUUCCUGCAAAGGCACAACCAGGCAGAUCAAGAAGAAGAACAAGAAGAAGAAUAUGCAGGAGCAGAGGAUGGAAGCUCAUCAGAGAUUGAUCUGAACAGGUAGAGGCAGAGGAGGAAGAGAAGCAGCAGAAGCAUCUGUGAUGAUGUGCUGCUGUGCAUUGCUGCAGUGGAUGAUUGGUGGGGUGGCCUUCAAGGCUGGGGCCAAGCAACCAGGCUUUUGAGCAAUGUCUGCCUGCUACUGCAACAGCUACUGCUGCUGCUACUCCUCAUUCUAUGAUGAUAUAUGUUUUACUUUAACUUAUAUAUAUAUAUAUAUAUAUAUAUAUAUAUAGCUAUGCAAGCAUCUGGUUCUUGUGUUUCACGUACCUGUAAAAAAAAAUGGAAUUCGAAUUGGUGGCUGGCCCAGCUGCAGAUGCAUGUGGCAUGCUUGAGGUGCAAGAAUAUAUAGAACUGUAGUAGUGUGGAUUAUGCAGCUAGUGAAUGAUGCUUUAGGGACCAAUGGGAUUUCCAUGAAAGAUGGAAUUGGUUUGCAGUGUAAUUUAAAGAGCAAGGUUGAUUUUUCACAGCUGAGCUCAGUGUGGAUCAAAGUUUAGUUACAGUGAUUGGAAGUUAAUAUGUUAGUAACAAGAGCAGUAAAUAAAUCAGUUUGCAGUGAGAAAA
Messenger RNA from Oryza sativa Japonica Group (Japanese rice), 1827 nucleotides. Its product is annotated as myb-related protein 2. Gene Ontology annotation, molecular function: DNA binding; DNA-binding transcription factor activity. NCBI's taxonomy places the organism in Eukaryota, Viridiplantae, Streptophyta, Magnoliopsida, Poales, Poaceae. The record is from RefSeq and is a predicted model, not a curated record.